Fomitopsis serialis is the source of this 861-nucleotide messenger RNA. Its product is annotated as glucosamine-6-phosphate isomerase. Gene Ontology annotation, biological process: D-glucosamine catabolic process; carbohydrate metabolic process; N-acetylneuraminate catabolic process. NCBI's taxonomy places the organism in Eukaryota, Fungi, Basidiomycota, Agaricomycetes, Polyporales, Fomitopsidaceae. Gene Ontology annotation, molecular function: glucosamine-6-phosphate deaminase activity; identical protein binding. The record is from RefSeq and is a predicted model, not a curated record. The transcript is spliced from 6 exons. The coding region runs from base 1 to 861 and encodes 286 amino acids. Gene Ontology annotation, cellular component: cytoplasm.
AUGCGUCUCAUCAUCCGCGACAGCCCCGCCUCAGUCGGCGAGUACAUUGCCGAGUACAUCGCCAAGCGGAUAACGGACUUUGCGCCGACGGCGGACAGGCCGUUCGUGAUCGGCCUCCCCACCGGCUCGUCCCCCAUCCCGACGUACAAGCACCUCAUCAAGCUCGUCAAGGCCGGCAAGCUCUCCUUCAAGCAUGUCGUCUCCUUCAACAUGGACGAGUACGUCAGCCUCCCUGAGGACCACCCCGAGUCCUACCACACCUUCAUGUUCCGCGAGUUCUUCUCCCACAUUGAUAUCCCGCCGGAGCAGGUAAACAUCCUCAACGGGAACGCGCCCGACCUCAUCGCAGAGUGCAACGCGUACGAGGAGAAGAUCAAGAAGUACGGCGGUAUUGAGCUCUUCCUCGGUGGCAUAGGCGAGGACGGCCAUAUCGCCUUCAAUGAGCCUGGCUCCUCCCUCGCCUCGCGCACGCGCAUCAAAACGCUCGCGUACGACACCAUCCUCGCGAACGCGCGCUUCUUCAACAACGACGUCGCCGCCGUGCCGCGCAUGGCGCUCACCGUCGGCGUCGCGACCGUGCUCGACGCGCGCGAGGUCGUCGUCGUCGUCUCCGGCCAGCGCAAGGCCCUCGCGCUCCGCAAGGCCAUCGAGGACGGCGUCAACCACAUGUGGACCCUCUCCGCCCUCCAGAUGCACCCCUGGGCCCUCAUCGUCGUCGACGAGGAUGCCACCGCCGAGCUCCACGUCAAGACGGUCAAGUACUUCAAGUCCAUCGAGCGCGUCCAGGACGAGGUCGAGGCCAUGCACGCAAAGUUCAAGAAGGACGGCAACGUCGACCAGCCCGGCACCAUGGAUGCUUAG